CAGUUUCGUACCAAAUUUUAAUAAAAUGGAAAAGACAGGCAGAGUUGCUUUAGGAAUACUUGUAGCAACAACAGCUAUUGUUAUUACUUAUCUUUCUUAUCAGUACCACUUCAAGAAAAGAUCUAAUCAGAAAAAACUGAGGUCCAAGAAAAAAGUUUCUACCACUAGUAAUAUUCCUUCUGAUAAUAAAAGUGAAGCUAGUGCUAAUGACAUUGAUUCCUUGCGGGCUAAAGGGAAUGCUAAAUUCGGAGAAAAAAAAUAUCAAGAGGCCAUUGAUUUGUACUCUUUAGCCAUUGCAAAGUCGGAUUCGGCUGACCAUUUGGGUUUAGCUAAGUGUUUAGGGAAUAAGGCGUAUUGUCAUAUUAAAUUGGAGGACUAUAAAACAGCUAUUAAUGAUUGCACGGAAGCGUUAUCUCACGAUCCUAACUAUGUUCGUGCUCUACAGCGACGCGCUACUGCUUAUGAAUCCGUCGAUGAUCUUAAAUCUGCGUUAAACGAUUUAAUUUCGAUAACGAAGAUUAUCUUGCCAUCUAAUAAAUCUGAUUUGAAGCCAUCACAGCAACAACAGGAGGUAAUGGAGAAUAUUGAUAGACUUUUGAAGGCAAUUUCUACCGAAAAAGCCAAAGAGGCUCUUAAGAAUAAAAUUGGAAGUUUUCCAACAUCUUCUGUCGUAAAGUCAUACUACGAAAGUUUUAAACGAGAUUUAAUUACUGAAUCCUUCGACGAGCUUAAAUCGAAAAUGUCAGAGGGAGACGAAUCAGCGAAUUUACAUUUCGGGCUUAAGCUAAUAGAGGCGGAAAAAUACGAUGAAGCGUUGAUACAUUUUAAUCAAUUUUUAAAAAAAUUUCCUAAUAAUUUUACUGCAUUGGUAGAAAAAGCGACGUUACUUCAUUUAUGCGGGAAAGUUGAAGAGGCGCUGGAACUGUACGAACAAGCUAAUAGAAUCAGCCCCGACGAUCCUCACGUGCUUGUUAAAUGGGCCAACGCUUUUUUAUUUGCUGAUAAAUUGGACGAGGCAAAUGCACUAUUGGACAAAGCAGUCGCCAUCGCGCCGGAAGACAGUGCUGUUCUUUUCCAUUAUGGAGAAUCCUGUAAUGCCCAGCGAAGGCACGAGGAUGCCAUUUCUUUUUAUAAUAAAGUGAUAGCGGUUGAUCCCGCACAUUACGAGGCUUACAAUCAUAAAGGUCUGGCUUGCUUGGCUUUUUUGGAAUCUAAAGCGCCGUAUAUGACUAACGAGACGCAGAAAAUUCAAGAGGCCAAAGAAGCCUUUGAGCGAGCCAUUGAGAUUGCUCCUUCCCGCGCGGAAGCUUAUAAUAAUUAUGGCCUUCUUUAUUCUCUCUUGCAGGAGCCUACUAAAGCUCACGACCUUUUUGAUAACGCUCUCAAAGUUGAUCCCGGAAAUUCCACAGCAUUUACCCGAAAGGCAGUUUUUUUUUUGGUUUUUUAG
This is a messenger RNA of Zophobas morio, 1447 nucleotides long. RefSeq names its product mitochondrial import receptor subunit TOM70-like. Gene Ontology annotation, cellular component: mitochondrial outer membrane. The transcript has 15 exons. Gene Ontology annotation, molecular function: protein binding; transmembrane protein transporter activity. NCBI's taxonomy places the organism in Eukaryota, Metazoa, Arthropoda, Insecta, Coleoptera, Tenebrionidae. Gene Ontology annotation, biological process: protein import into mitochondrial matrix; protein insertion into mitochondrial inner membrane. The record is from RefSeq and is a predicted model, not a curated record. Bases 26 to 1447 code for a protein of 473 amino acids.